This is a messenger RNA of Olea europaea var. sylvestris, 3061 nucleotides long. RefSeq names its product arginine decarboxylase-like. Gene Ontology annotation, molecular function: arginine decarboxylase activity. The transcript has a single exon. The record is from RefSeq and is a predicted model, not a curated record. Gene Ontology annotation, biological process: spermidine biosynthetic process; L-arginine catabolic process. Lineage: Eukaryota; Viridiplantae; Streptophyta; Magnoliopsida; Lamiales; Oleaceae. The coding region runs from base 598 to 2775 and encodes 725 amino acids.
UGAUGCAAUUCUCGCUAACUCACCGUUCAUUUACCGCUCUUUUGCUAACCUACGGAAACUCCGUCUCCUUCUUCUUCCUCACUGCCUUUAGGUUACUGUGAGAUCUCAAAUCCUCAAGCCUCUCCACUUUCCUCUGUUACCAAUAGUAAUUCUUCAUUUAACAGAUUAACUGACGCCCGUUAGGCUUCCGUCAAAUCUCAACUCCUUAAAUCUCUCUUUUUUUUUUUUUUUUUUUUUUUUUUUUUUCAAUCGGAAAUUUUCAUUUCUGCUUUUGGAUCUGCAUGGUGGGGUGCGAUUCAGGGUUUUAGAGUUGUUACUGAUUCAUUUUUCGUACAUUUUUUCAAAUUUGUGGCGUUGAAAUUAUCUUCUUCUGAGCGUUAGGCGUGGGGAUUUUUGGGUCGCGUAAGAGUGCGUGUGGCUCUCGUUCUAUUGUGACGCAGAUCUUCAUUUGCUUCUUUUGAGGGGGUAGCCGGGGCUCCGGCCUCGGCGGGUUUUAAAGCCCCCAGCUGUUACAAAAUCAUUUUUAAAAAUCGUGAAAAUAAUUCUAAUUUUUGUGAAAUAUUCAUUCUUUGAUUCUUUUAUCGGAUCGGAAAAGAGAUGCCGGCCUUGGCUUGCUGCUUAGACGCUUCUGUGGCGCCUCCUAUUGGCUAUGCCUUUGCCGGGGAAAGCGGUCUUCCGACGUCGGAGGUGUUCUCAUCCUCCGGUGAACCUCCUUCUACAAACAUCGCCGCCGCCUUUACUGCCAUGCCUGCCACCUGGGCACCCGCUCAGUCCGCCGCACUCUACCGGAUAAACGGGUGGGGUGCCCCUUACUUCACCGUCAACUCCUCUGGCAACAUUUCGAUCCGCCCCCAUGGUGUUGGGACGCUGGCCCACCAGGAGAUCGAUCUCCUCAAGGUGGUGAAGAAGGUCUCAGAGCCGAAAUCUUCUGGAGGGCUCGGGCUUCAGCUCCCUCUCAUUGUGCGCUUCCCAGAUGUGCUAAAAAAUCGACUUGAAUCUCUGCAGUCGGCUUUCAAUAUUGCUAUCCAAUCGCACGGCUACGAGGCCCAUUAUCAGGGCGUUUAUCCUGUGAAAUGCAAUCAUGACAGGUACGUGGUUGAGGACAUUGUGGAAUUUGGUUCGGGAUUCCGCUUCGGGCUUGAAGCGGGCUCCAAGCCGGAGCUUCUCUUAGCCAUGAGCUGCCUUUGUAAGGGAAACCCGGAGGCGCUUCUGGUAUGCAACGGAUUUAAGGACGCAGAAUACAUUUCUCUUGCGUUGGUUGCUAGAAAGCUGCAUUUAAGCACUGUAAUUGUGCUUGAACAAGAGGAAGAGCUUGAUUUAGUGAUUGAUAUCAGCCGGAAACUUGGUGUUCGUCCCGUGAUUGGUGUUCGAGCCAAGCUGAGGACCAAGCAUUCUGGACAUUUCGGGUCCACUUCCGGGGAGAAAGGGAAAUUUGGUUUGACGACAGUUCAGAUUCUUCGCGUUGUUAAGAAGCUCGAACAAUAUGAAAUGCUGGAUUGCUUACAGUUGCUGCAUUUCCAUAUUGGAUCUCAAAUUCCAUCCACUGCUUUGCUCGCCGAUGGUGUUGGUGAGGCUGCUCAAAUUUACUGUGAAUUAGUCCGUCUUGGUGCUUGUGUUAAAGUCAUUGAUAUUGGCGGAGGCCUUGGAAUCGAUUAUGAUGGCUCAAAAUCUCAGGAUUCCGAUAUUUCUGUUGGUUACAGUCUUGAAGAAUAUGCUUCAGCCGUUGUUCGGGCUGUUCAGUUAGUAUGUGACCGUAAGGGCAUGAAACAUCCAGUGCUUUGCAGUGAAAGCGGCCGUGCAAUUGUUUCUCAUCAUUCAAUUCUAUUGUUUGAAGCUGUUUCUGCAAGUUCCUAUCAAUCGUCUCCAAUGUCUUAUGGACUUCAGGACCUAGUCGAGAGUCUCCCUAAUGAUGCUCUUGCUGAUUAUGGGAAUUUAUCUGCUGCUGCGGUUCACGGUGAGAAAGAUACUUGUUUACUUUAUGCAGAGCAGCUGAAACAGAGGUGUGUGGAGCAAUUCAAAGAAGGGUCUUUGGGGAUUGAACAGCUGGCUGCAGUGGAUGGCCUUUGUGAAUUGGUUUCCAAGGUGAUUGGGGUAUCUGAUCCUGUCCGCACUUACCAUGUGAAUCUAUCAGUUUUUACCUCUAUUCCCGAUUUCUGGGGCAUUGGCCAGUUGUUUCCUAUCAUUCCAAUACACAGGCUAGAUGAGUGUCCUGCAGCGAGGGGGAUUUUGUCGGACUUGACAUGUGAUAGUGAUGGGAAGAUCGACAAAUUCAUAGGAGGUGAGUCUAGCUUGCCUCUGCAUGAGUUGGAAGGCAGUGGUUGUAUCAAUGGUGAUGGUGGGAGCUACUAUUUGGGGAUGUUCUUGGGUGGGGCUUAUGAGGAGGCGCUUGGGGGUGUUCACAACCUAUUUGGUGGCCCAAGUGUGGUGCGCGUGUCUCAGUGCAAUGGUCCACACAGUUUUGUCGUGACUCACGCAGCCCCUGGUCCAUCCUGUGGUGAUGUGCUACGGAUGAUGCAGUUUGAGCCCCACCUCAUGUUCGAGACUCUCAAGCACCGUGCAGAGGAGCUUGCCAACAAUGGUGAUGACGAUUCUAAUGGCAGCAUGGCUCUUGCCAGUGGCCUUGCCCGGUAUUUUGAUAGCAUGCCAUAUCUGGUGGCUGCAUCCUCUUGCAGCCUGACUGCUGCUGGAAGCAAUGGUUACUACUAUUGCAAUGAUGUUCCCAAUGUUGAUUCUGUUGCUGUGGAGGAUGAGCAGUGGUCUUACUGCGUUGCUUGAGUUUUUAUUACUGAAGUCUUGAAGUGUCUCUUGUGGUUUGUUCUUGUUUGUGGUCAAGGUUGUCCAUCUUCUGUUUUCGAUUCGAACUAUCCUCUUUUUAACUACGUUGUUCCUUUGUCCUUUUUACUUGUUGAUGAACAAGUCUUGUGCAUUCUGUGGAGUCGUAUUGGGAAAUUCGUUUAUCAAUUCCCCCCUUGCUUCAUGUAUUGCUUUUCAAUGACUUCUUGUAGGAUUUUAUUGCAGACUUUUGGUUUAAUGAGUAGUCUCUUAUGAUCGUAUCAUUUAA